AAUGAUGAUGUCAACAUAUUAUGCGGAUUCUGGAUAAUGAUGUCAUCUCUUUACUGUUCACCAGCAUUUCAUCUGUUUAACAAGCUGCCGUCAGUUGUGCCUGAAAGCUGCUUAUUGAUAUUUGUGGGGCUCAUCAUGGGAGGAAUCAUCUAUGGCUUAAAUGACAAGUCCCCACCAGUCAUGGACAGUGAUAUCUUUUUCCUCUAUUUACUGCCACCUAUAGUCCUUGAUGCAGGGUACUUCAUGCCCAGCCGUCCCUUUUUUGAGAACAUUGGGACUAUUCUUCUGUAUGCUGUAGUGGGAACUAUAUGGAAUGUGUUUGGGAUUGGCUUCUCACUGUAUGGGAUAUGCCAAGUGAAAUCCUUUCACCUGCAGGAUAUAUCGUUGCUCCAUAAUCUCUGGUUUAGCAGUCUGAUUGCUGCAGUGGAUCCUGUAGCAGUGUUAUCUGUGUUUGAAGAGAUACAUGUCAAUGAAAAGCUUCACAUUUUGGUUUUUGGAGAAUCGCUCCUAAAUGAUGCUGUUACAGUGGUGCUGUACAAGCUGUUUAGAUCCUUUUGCGAAAUGUCAACGAUCAAAACUGUGGAUGUGUUUGCAGGAAUUGGGAAAUUUUUUGUGGUUGGAAUAGGAGGGGUCUUGGUAGGCCUUUUAUUCGGGAUGAUUGCUGCCUUUACCACACGAUUUACCAAGAAUAUCCGUGUAAUUGAACCCCUCUUUGUCUUCCUGUACAGUUACUUAUCCUAUCUCACUGCAGAAAUGUUUCACCUCUCUGGUAUUGUGGCUAUUAUAGCUUGUGCCAUGGGCAUGAAACGUUAUGUGGAGGCGAAUAUCUCUCUAAAGUCUCACACUACAAUCAAAUACUUUAUGAAGAUGUGGAGCAGUGUUAGUGAUACCCUUAUCUUCAUCUUUCUUGGGGUCUCUACCAUUGGAGACAACCAUGAGUGGAGUUGGUCUUAUAUUUGCUUUACCGUCAUUUUCUGUCUUAUUUGGAGAGCACUAGGGGUUCUUGUAUUGACUUUCUUCGUGAACAGAUUACAUGUGAACACUGUUACCAGCAAGGAUCAGUUUAUUAUAGCAUAUGGGGGUCUUAGAGGCGCCAUCUGUUUCUCCCUGGUUUUCUUGCUCCCUGACUUCCCUAGAAAGAAGCUCUUCAUUGCAGCCACAACUGUACUUAUUCUCUUCACUGUGUUUGUACAGGGAAUGACCAUCCGUCCUCUCGUUGACUUAUUAGAUGUGAAGAGGAAAAGAGAAAGUGCGCCCACGGUAGGGGAACAGAUUCACAUCCGGUUCUUGGAUCAUUUGCUGGCUGGCAUAGAAGAUAUAUCUGGACACUGGGGACAGUAUUACUGGAAAGACAAACUGGAAUAUUUCAACAGCAAGUAUCUUCAGAAGUUCUUACUCCGAGAGUAUGACCAGCCAAAAUCAAGUAUUGUGCUGCUCUACGAAAAGCUAGAGAGGAAACAUGCCAUUGAGUUAGUAGAAGCAGGGCAGUUAAUUCAUGAGCCGUCCCAUACAUCUUUGCUCGACAGCCACAGGUCUGCCGUAAUGGUCAAAGAAUCGGACUCUCUGAAUCCAGAUGUGCUGGAAAAUAUACAGAAAAUAUUGGCAAGGAACCUAUACAAAAUAAGGAGAACAGUGCCAGCAUAUAACAGGCAUACGCUUCCUGGAGAGAGUGGGACAGAAGAGGAGGCAAAGGAGAUCCUGAUUCUCAGACACAGGAGCCUUCGAAUCCAUAUGAACAGAAGUGACUCUGAUCACUCUAGAAAGGAGAAGGAUGACUCCUAUUCUGCACAUCAUGGAUCUGACACAAAGCCUAAACUGCACCGGUCCUUAACUGUUAUGACUUAUAAUCUUCUUCCUCCUCCUCUUCCUCCCCUCAUGGAUCAGCAUACUUGGAAGACAAAUGUUCAAAAUCUCAUGGUACACAUCAUUUUAAUUGAUUUUGAUACCUCUACCAGAGUGUGUCUUAAAGGGAAAAAUAAGCAAACUCCACAAACAUGGCCAUAUGGGAUUGGAGAAGUGGUCCUUCAAGUUCGAUAUCUUUUCGAUGACAGUAACCAGUGCCAGCUGCAUCAGUAG
Molecule: messenger RNA, 2076 nt
Organism: Terrapene triunguis (Three-toed box turtle)
Lineage: Eukaryota; Metazoa; Chordata; Testudines; Emydidae
Product: sodium/hydrogen exchanger 2-like
Exons: 12
Biological process (GO): regulation of pH; proton transmembrane transport; sodium ion transport
Cellular component (GO): membrane
Molecular function (GO): sodium:proton antiporter activity
Source: RefSeq, a predicted model, not a curated record